This is a messenger RNA of Oryza brachyantha (malo sina), 1879 nucleotides long. Its product is annotated as protein WHAT'S THIS FACTOR 1 homolog, chloroplastic. The transcript has a single exon. Gene Ontology annotation, molecular function: RNA binding. The coding region runs from base 44 to 1507 and encodes 487 amino acids. Lineage: Eukaryota; Viridiplantae; Streptophyta; Magnoliopsida; Poales; Poaceae. The record is from RefSeq and is a predicted model, not a curated record.
AUCCCCUCUCUGACCUCAAACCCCCAUUCUCCAAUCCAUCGCCAUGGCGACCUCCUCCUCCCUCUCCUUCCUCUCGCCUCACCCCGCCCCUCCCCACCGUCUCCACCUCCUGAACCCCACCACCAAGCCCGCCGCGCCCCGUACACCGGCCACACAAUGCGCUCUCGCCGCCGCGGCGGCGGCGGCGCCGAAGUCACUCCCGCCGCCGAAGCUGGUGCGCUGCCCGGCGCUGGACCGGCAGGCGGCGCGCGCGAACCGCCUCCGCUUCGCCCGCAAGCUCCUCACCCUGCUCCUCUCCAAGCCCCGGCGCUUCCUCCCGCUCCGCGUCCUCCGCCGCUGCCACCGCUACCUCGGCCUCCCGCGCCGCCGCCCGCUCGUCCCCUUCGUGCUGCGCUACCCGACGCUCUUCCGCCUCUUCCAGGCGCCCACGUCGCGCCCGCUCUCGCCCAAUAUCUCCACCCUCGCCGUCGCGCUCACCCCGGCCGCGGAGGCGCUCGCCGCCGACCUCGCCGCGCUCCGCGGCUCCGAGCUCGCGCCGCGCCUCGCCGACAAGAUCCACCGCCUCCUCCUCAUGACCCCCGGCCGGAGCCUCCCUGUCUCCAAGGUUGCUCACCUCGCUCCCGAUCUCGGCCUCGCCAUGGACUUCCGUGCCACGCUCUGCCCACGCCAUCCCGACCUGUUCACUUUCGUGCACACCUCCCACGGCCACGCCCUCCAGCUUGCCGACCCACCGCCGCCGCCGCCGCCUCCGCUCCCCCCUUUCCGCACGGCGGCGCCUUCCGACCGCCUCAUCGACAGGCCACGGAGGUUCCCCCACCUCCAUCUCCGGCGAGGACUCAACCUCCGCCGUGCACACCGGGAUUACCUCUUGUGGUUCCAUAGCCUACCCGAGGCGUCGCCAUUCGAGCCGCUGGAAGAUGGCGCCAGCUUGGAGAUGGUGGAGCGCAGGGCGUGUGCGGUGGUCCGGGAGGUCCUGGCCAUGACCGUGGAGAAGCGAACGCUGGUUGACCAUCUCACACACUUCAGGCGUGACUUUGGGCUGCCGAACAGGCUGCACGCAAUGCUAGUGCGGCAUCCGGAGCUGUUCUAUGUGAGCAUCAAGGGAUUGCGCCACUCGGUUUUCCUUGUCGAGGCAUUCGACGACGAUGGCAGGUUGCUAGUGGAGGAUGACAUGCUUGUUGGGAGGGAUCGGCUUGAGGAGCUUGUCCGUGAGGGGAAGCGGAUGAGGCGGGCUAAGAAGAAGGGCCUUCUUGCUCUUGCUGGUGAUAGUGAUCAGGAUGAUGACGAAGAGGAGGAAGAAGAGGAUGAUUUGGGGGAGGUGGAUGGUGAAUCUGGGGACUUGUUCAAGGAUGGUAGCAUUGGAGAAGACUGGGAGGAGGUGGGUGAUCAAGGUGAGGCGAGUGAUGAUGAUGAUGAUGCUGAAUUGGAUGCAAUGGAGGAGUUUUGGGUGAAGAAAGCUGUGGCAGAGGGUUUGGUUGACAGUGGGAGCGAAUUGGAUGCUUGGUGAGGUGCAUUAUAACAGUCUGAUGAUCUGAUGUAUUUGCAUGCUUGUGAAGAUUUUGCUGACCAAGAAUUGCUCAAGUGCAUUCUUCUUAGUGGUGUACAGAAGAUAGAAACCAUUAGCAGAUAACCUUUCUUGUCUAUUGGAGUUCUGUCUUUUUAUGAGGUAAAGGUGUGUUCUUCCUGGCUUUGGUUCCAGUGGAGGGAGUUAUGCAUUUAGAAUUUUUAUCUAGCUAUUUGCACAAAGAUAGAUAUUCCUUUGAAUUAUAGAAUGAAUGAAAGGAUUUCCUCUGUGACCUGAAACAUAAGUUACACGAUUCUGGUGAUUGAAAAGUUCAGCUUAUCUUCCUAAUUGCUAUACUGAACUGGUUAAAUAUGG